CGGGAGGGUUGGCAAGUAUGCCAUUAGGGAUGGUCAAACAUGUAUUUGUUUUUUACUGCGGCAAAUGUGUCCGUCAUUUGUUUUUAUUAAUUAUUAAUUAAUUUCUUGUUUUCUCCCUUCUGGUGUGACAGUGGUAAAAAAAAAAAAAAAAGGAACACAGACCACCCUUCUAAUUACACAUAUAACAAGGGUUUGGUCAAAUCUGGUGACAUCUUACCUGACUUAUCUCCGCACCUCACCUGGAAGGAAGCAAGAUUGUCACCGUGGGCAACAAAGAGUCCCACUGGGGAAACUCCCCAACAAUGGCCGCGCAGCUCCCCGUCCACGAACACGCGUAUCCUUCACCAGGUGUCCACAAAUUACAGUUACUUUUAAAAGUUUGGCGUUUGGAAGCUGCUCGGAACAAUCUGGAAAACGAGCUUCGAAUUGUGACCAAGAAGGCAUAUGAAGAUGUUGGGGAUUUGUUCAUGUCAUCUUUUUCAACAAGUGUCUUCAAUGAUCUUUCAAAGACAUUGGAUGAAAGAUGUCAAGCGAUAGACAAGCUCUCAGCUUUUUUUAAGGACCCAACGCAGGAGCCACGCGUUUGCCUGCUGCCUUUUCAAAAAAAUGGAGUGCGGACAAACCAUGGUCUACCACUGGGCUUAGAAGGGAUCCUGUACACGACUGUGCGCAGGUUUGGACCGCUAAUGCAGAACUCAAUUAGGGCCACAUCCAUAUCCAAAGCAGUCCAGGCAAUGAGAGCCACACAAACCCUUCAAGAGUUGACAGAGUCACGUGUCGCCCAGCCCCCAGCCCAGGUGGAGAAAAUCUCAGAACAAAACAGCUCUGUUAAGACUAUAAACGUGUCAUUUGUCUGUAAGGAUGCGGAACAACAAGCAGAAGUUAAUUUAGAGGAUAAAUGCCAACCACCAGCUGAGUUUGAUCCUCCUGCCUUAUGUGAGAGCUCUGAGGUAAUCACAGAGACGGUGCCGUCAUUCAAUUGGGGGCAGGAGGCUUUUGUGCAUGUGCAACACAAAAAACAAACAUUCGGCCAGCUGCUGCACUUCCUCAGAGCAUACUCUAAAACUGUAGGGAUGCUGGAGGUCUCUGUCAUGGAACAGGUCUCUUCACAGCUUGCACUGCCCACAAUCGAAACACAAUGUUCUCCUAUCAGGCAGAUGUUGCAUGAUCGAAUCAUCACCACCACUCCAAAAACAUUGCAUGCCGAUUCAGUUGACCAAGCUCCAGUUUUCAGGGUCAAGCGGGUGGAGUCGGACGGCUCGCUCACAUAUGCUUGUAUGAUUGCAACGGAGACUGAAUUGUGGGAUUUUGGAGACAUCACCACAGAGAAGGCACAUGGGAAAGCCAAUAACAGCUCCUCUGACAACAAAGACUGCCAAAGAACAAAGUGUGAGGAAGAUAAGGCCUGCAAUAUGAAAACCCAGACAACCCCAUAUGCAAAUUUUGAUAAUGACAAUGGUUCCUCAAGAGGGCCCCAAAGCAACGCUUUAACCAUCCCAGAGUUCCAAGUGCGAAGGUUUGAGGAACCUGAGGUUGUCGUGUCCCAUAUUGAGAGUCCAAGCAACUUCUAUAUUCAGCAUGCCGACUCCAUCACCAAAUUGCAGGCUCUUGUUCCUAACAGCUGUGAAGCCAGUAGUUCAUUUGGUGAGCAAAACUGCAUUCCAGACAUCAGAGCCCAUGUAAUAGCCUGGUUGCCUAAGCAAGAACAAUGGUGCCGGGCUCAGGUGACAAAGAUAUGUGGAAUUAGUGAAGAUGAGGUCACUGAUGGAGCCAAGAGUUGGACCUCUAUCAAAGUGGAGGUGAAGAGGUUGGAUCACGGCGACACUGCCUGUGUGUCACUGUGUAACAUCAAGGACAUGAGUCCAGAAAUGGCUCGCUUACCACUGCAGUCGAUGCAAGUUUCACUGGCAAAUGUGAGUCCUAUAAAUGAGACGGACUGGUCUAACGAAGCAGUGUACUGGUUCAAAGACAUGGUGCACAAUCGGACCUUCUACGCCAGACUUUUCACACAAGGGCCAGGCGUGACAGUUGAGCUCUUCUUGGAAAAAGGGAAGCUUGGAGCUAUGAGGAGAGGUCCCCCGGUGUCUUUGCGACUGGCCCAGAAUGGACAUGCCAAACACAGCAAACUGAAAAACAGCGGUACAGCCAGAAAAAUCAGUGCUAAGGUCAAACUGAAACACAAACAAGACGCAGAAUGGGAGAAGUACCUCAUCUCGUGCUACGCUCGGAGGAUAACCUAGGUCAAGAGGAGAGGAAAGUGUCAAGUUUUGUCUGGUAUCUCAUACUAAGUGUGAUGUUCUAAAAUAGUGAAAAAUGUUAACCAUUAAUGUAUGAGGGCCUGUAUUUUCUUGUAUUACAACAUAUUAUACGUAAUAUAAAUGUUGACUUUUUGCAAUGGAUGUUAUGAAAACUUGCAACAUAAGUCUACAAUGCGUUGCGGCAAUGUACCGUAUUGUUCGGACUAUAAGUCGCAGUUUUUUUCAUAGUUUGGCGAGUGCGACUUAUACUCAGGACCGACUUAUGUGUGAAAUUAUUAACACAUUACCGUAAAAUAUCAAAUAAUAU
Molecule: messenger RNA, 2565 nt
Organism: Entelurus aequoreus (snake pipefish)
Lineage: Eukaryota; Metazoa; Chordata; Actinopteri; Syngnathiformes; Syngnathidae
Exons: 9
Coding region: 303-2240 (645 amino acids)
Source: RefSeq, a predicted model, not a curated record